AUGUGUCGCUCUAAUACCAGGGAGGCAGUUCCGACUUGUAACAACGAACGGUGGAUUUUACUUUUCCAAACAGGAUAAAGUCACUUCAGGAUGACAACAGUGAUUUCUAAAUUCAUUAUCAAGACCCUGUGCGACAACCAGGGAUGUCUGGACUUCAAGCGCUUGGAUGAGACGAUCGCACAGACUUUUACUGUUGCGGAACCUGUCCUGAGGAGUGUCCUUUUCGACGACGGUAAAAUAGCCAUUCUGCAGGGCCGAGAUGAGGUCAGCGGCGGUCUGAUACUGUGCCCGGACAGUCUGGUGGUGGCCAAAACUAGUGUGCGGAUAUGUCAGAAAAAACCUGGAGAGUGUCAACGGUGCGAUGGUUUGCACCUGUGCAGGUAUUUAGUUUGCGGAGAUUGUGUGUUUGGACACAAGUGUAAAAAUCCCCACAGCCUGGUUUCUCCCCACAAUGCAGAGAUUUUAAAGAGAUAUGGCCUUCAUGACCUGACAGAGAAACAGCUGUUCCAGCUGUUACUGCAGAAUGAUCCUUACCUACUCCCUGAGAUCUGCUCCCAUUACAAUAAGGGCAGUGGUGUGCAUGGUUCCUGCAAGUUUACCACCUCCUGCACCAAGCUUCAUAUAUGCCAGCACUAUUUCAUGGGUGACUGUAAGUUUGGCCCUUCCUGCAAGAGAGCUCAUAAUAUUGAUGCACAAGGAACGAAGAUUUUCAGAGGAUUCAGUCAGGAGAAUAUUAAAAACCUUUACCAGCUCUACAGAAAUAAAUUCAUCAUCAUGGGUCAAGGAGUUACUGCUGUUCCUGUGCUGCCAGAGGCAAGAAGCCCCACUCAACAGCCUUCCCACAUCAACCCUGGCUCCCCCACCAGUUCUACUUGUCCACUGGAAGCCCUGAGUGAUGCUGACAGGAACGAAAUCUGCCUCUACUUUAUUCGCACACAGUGCCGCUUCCAAGAGAAGUGUGUUCAUGUCCAUUGCAGCCUGCCUUAUAGUUGGCAGGUUUUAGACAGCGAUGGUGUGACCUGGAAGGACCUGCCCAAUAUGGAGGACAUUGAGAAGGCCUACUGUGACCCAGAGCAUGACACAAGCUGCAUGGAUCAUCCAUCUCUCACCUCAAGGCUCUUCAGUGUUUUAAGCUUCCAAAGCUCUGCAUCCCCUAUUGUGCAGUUUGUUAACUUUACGACUAUGACUUAUGGAGGGUCUCCAGUUCGUCGCCUGUCCACUGCCUCCUCUGUUUCAAAGCCACCUCACUUUAUUCUUACAACACAGUGGCUUUGGUACUGGAAGGGUGACAAUGGGAAAUGGCUGGAGUAUGGACAGGGUGAUUUGGACACUUCUGUCACUUCUCAGACUUUGGAGAAUGUGUACCAGGCAGACAGAGAUACACCGAUUGCCAUUAAUAUCGGCAAGCAGCAGUAUAUUCUCCAUUUCAGAGGUGACAAGGAAACCCAGCAGAUGUAUCAGGAGAAUGUAAAAUACAAGACCAGGAGAGAGGUCAGGAGGAGGCCAUGCUUUGUGUCUGCAAAUGACGUGAAGGUGAAGCUGAACAGUGCAUCAUUGCACAGCUCCAGCUCUUCCACAGCUGACAGUGCCCCAUCCCACUGGGACAAGAAUGCCCUACCUGAUUUUGGAUACAAGCUCGUACUUCUGUCCAAAUCAAUGAAGGAAUACACUAUGAUUGAGAAACUGUUUAAGCGCACCAUGCCUCACAGUAGAAUUAACAGCAUCCAGAGGAUCCAGAACCCCUCACUGUGGAAAGUCUUUCAAUGGCAAGAAGAGCAGAUGAUCAAGAGAAAUGGAGGGAAAUUUGUAAACAAGCAGUACUUGUUCCAUGGGACAGAUGAGUCCCUGAUUGUGGCUAUCUGUGAGCAAAACUUUGACUGGAGGAUGUGUGGUGUCCAUGGCACGGCCUACGGCAAAGGGAGCUACUUUGCCAGAGAUGCAUCCUACUCAAAUAGAUAUGCCAAGGCCGGAAGAAAGUUGAACAAGACCAUGUUUGUUGCUUUGGUCCUGGUGGGGGAGUACACCAGAGGACACAGCAGCUAUGUCCGCCCCCCACAGAAAGAACACAGCAGAGACUUCUAUGAUAGUUGUGUUGACUGUGAGAGCAACCCCAGCAUCUAUGUUGUGUUUGAAAAACAACAGAUUUAUCCAGAGUACGUUAUUGAUUACAUAUGAGUCACAAUGCUGCUGUUUACUUUUCUGAAGAGAUCGGGCAAGGGGCAAACUAUUAUGGGACUGUCUUCACUUUAACUGGUAGCAACUAGUGGCUUUUUAAA
This is a messenger RNA of Monopterus albus (swamp eel), 2276 nucleotides long. RefSeq names its product poly (ADP-ribose) polymerase family, member 12a (gene parp12a). The coding region runs from base 91 to 2175 and encodes 694 amino acids. Gene Ontology annotation, molecular function: metal ion binding; NAD+ poly-ADP-ribosyltransferase activity. The record is from RefSeq and is a predicted model, not a curated record. The transcript is spliced from 11 exons. NCBI's taxonomy places the organism in Eukaryota, Metazoa, Chordata, Actinopteri, Synbranchiformes, Synbranchidae. Gene Ontology annotation, cellular component: nucleus.